AUGCUUCUAGAACUCCCUGUUGACGUCCUUUUAGCGGUGAUAGAGCAGCUGCGGGACCCCUUCGCCCUGGAACAGCUGUCCUAUGUCUCUAAGUUUUUAUGGGAUCUAUUACAGUCGUUCUUGUACAAAGACGUUGAAGUUUUGGCGUUAAGCGAGGAAAAACUUGACAGUGGGUGUCCUCAAGCACACAAGAUCCAUCAGCUUUGUAUCGCCAUUCCUAAGUCCAGGGAUUCGUCGUUGCAUCCACGACGGUCCACAAGAAGGUUCAAUCGUCAUCCAGAAACUCGCCACGAAUGUGCUGUCACUGAUACGAUCGUUUGGGAUCUAGGCACUUGUAUACCACCAGAGAUUCUCGGACCCAGUGGCGUGCUACAACUUCAUCACCAGAACCUUGAGUCUAUCCGUCUAAUUACCGACUAUCAUUGUCCGAAAUGUAAUUCACAUCCCCCGCUACGAUUGUCUGCCUUUGAAAAAUUGAAGAAAAUUACUUGGAUUGGACUGGGUUCUGCCCCCCGUUUCAACGAGCUGCGCAGCACGAUUAUCUCUCGGUCCCAUCAAUUGAUGGAGCUCAAUCUCGAUCUCGUCAGUCAUGUCAUCAUCCAUGUUACUAAACCAAGUCGUGCAGUCGAUGCACUCGCCUUACCAUGGUUACUCGGGCUGGAUGGCACUGUCAAGCAGCCGAUAUUUACAAAUCUCCGACACUUGUCUCUGUCACACAUUCCCUUGCAACCAGAGGCUGAGAAACUGGUGUCCUCAAUCAAAUUCGGUACUCUGCGUUCAUUGCGCCUGCGGAAUUGCCACGGCUGGGAAGAUUUGCUAAAAGAAAUCACACACUCGCAUCGCGACAUCCAACUAAAGACGUUCGAAAUUACGGCGCAUACCGAAAGUUUUUACAGCAAGCCUGAGCCCGGCAAGUAUAUACGGGACUUUCUAGGUGUACUCAGAGGCUUAGUAGAGCUAUAUGUGUCUAUCGAUUGCAAGUCAAGCAUUGACAAGAUGUGGACCGCCGCACUGCAACAUCGACAAACAUUAAGAUCCUUCGUUCACUACCGAAAGAGACAUUCGGUGCUUAAUUCCCAGAAUGGCCUACUCCAUAUGGAUAAUAGGGCUUACUUAUCCGAGAACCCAUCGUUGAGUGACCUCGGUAAACUCGACCUACACUUCCUCGCAAUAAGUUGCGAUCUUAUAUAUCUGGACAUCCUUUGCCAAAGGUUCACCGAGAACUCCUCAUUGUAUGUCCUCCACAUCCGAAAGUCAACCUACAAUGAACAAAAUCAUCCCAUUCCUCGUUUGAAAAAUAUAGCCAAUCCGAGCAAAUACCCCGACCUUAAUUCCCCUAGCAGACCCCAGAACUGGGCCCUCAGACCCGUAGACGGCCACAGCCUUCCGCCAGUAACAGACUCUCUGCAUGAGUUUCUGCAAUGGGCAUUUGGGCAGGGUGGGAUAUCCCCGUUGCAGAUCGUUGCAGUCGGCGAUUUCACUUAUAACGGUCGGUACGCGGCUAAGAAUAGCUUCUUUUGCAGAGCUCAGUCUCCGACCUCUGAUCAAAAUGGGUGUUUUCGGAAGUAUCGGAGGCUUUUAGACAAGGAUCGGUCUCUUUGGGCGCUGGUUGACCGCUAUUCGGAUUCGUUGCAGGCUUGUCCGACUGGUACCUUACUAUAG
Molecule: messenger RNA, 1662 nt
Organism: Aspergillus alliaceus
Lineage: Eukaryota; Fungi; Ascomycota; Eurotiomycetes; Eurotiales; Aspergillaceae
Exons: 5
Coding region: 1-1662 (553 amino acids)
Source: RefSeq, a predicted model, not a curated record